Boeremia exigua is the source of this 1005-nucleotide messenger RNA. RefSeq lists its product as uncharacterized. The transcript is spliced from 3 exons. NCBI's taxonomy places the organism in Eukaryota, Fungi, Ascomycota, Dothideomycetes, Pleosporales, Didymellaceae. The record is from RefSeq and is a predicted model, not a curated record. The coding region runs from base 106 to 816 and encodes 236 amino acids.
UUUACGACUUCACUCCCUCCUUGACACGACUUGCUUACUUCGGUCACUGAGCGUUUCUGCUUUCUCCGCACGUAUUUGCACGCCUCAAAAGUUCGAUCCGCCAACAUGCCUGGAGUCCCUCCCGAUGCGAUAGACCAGCUGAAGAAGACCUUCAAGGGUCUCUUUGGCAAGAAGAAGGCCAAGAAGGAGGAGUCUACCCCGACUGCCACCACCGAAGAGCCCACCGCCAGCACCACUAAGCCCACCGAGACGACGCCCGCAGCACCAGCUCCCGCUACUGCUCCUGAGCCCGUCGAGAGCGAUAACGCUCCGGCCUCAACUGGCAGCGCUCCAGCUCCUGUGCCAGCUGCUGCUCCUGUUGAUGCACCAGCUGCUCCGGCCGCUGCCCCAGCCGCUGCCCCGGUUCCUGAGCCCGCUGUUGCUUCUGCGCAGAGCGAGCCUAAGAAGGACGAGGCAGCUGCUUUGGCUCAGAUCAAGCAAGCUACGCAGACCCCUGAGCCUGCUGGUGCCGUUGCACCGGCCCCACCGACUGCUGUUUCCGCGCAGACACCCGCGACCGAUGCUCCUGCAGCCACCGAGGCGAAGGCUACCGAAGCACCGGUUCCAGCUGCUCAAGAACCAGCCCCUGCGCCCUCGGCAGAACUUCCUGCAAUUCCUGCUUCACAGCCUGCUCCUGGUAUGUCGGCCACCAGUGGCCCUUUGGAUGAGCCCGACUUCAGCACUGAGAAGCCAGCGCCCACCGCCGCUUCAGCGACUGAUGCUGCUCCUGCAGCCAGUGCUCCUGCGCCUACAGCCACUGCGCCUGCAGAGAAAUAGGUUUGCUCUGCCGACAUUUCCAAUCCAAGAGGAGACGGAGUUGUAGGAGGGUGCUGACCCGAGGAUUGUUUCUUGUUUUUUUCAUUCCCUAAUACUAUACCCCAAUUCCAUGUCAGCGAAAUACUCGUGGAGAUGAUUUGCGCGGAAGUAAGCCGGCGUUAAAGUAGCGAAUUUAAGUUAUUGGUGUCA